Anopheles bellator is the source of this 2017-nucleotide messenger RNA. It is a transcript of the gene Ada2b, whose product is annotated as transcriptional adapter 2B. NCBI's taxonomy places the organism in Eukaryota, Metazoa, Arthropoda, Insecta, Diptera, Culicidae. Gene Ontology annotation, biological process: regulation of transcription by RNA polymerase II; chromatin remodeling. The coding region runs from base 1 to 1533 and encodes 510 amino acids. The transcript has 3 exons. Gene Ontology annotation, molecular function: zinc ion binding; transcription coactivator activity; chromatin binding. Gene Ontology annotation, cellular component: nucleus; SAGA-type complex. The record is from RefSeq and is a predicted model, not a curated record.
AUGUCCACAGAGCUGUUCGCCAAGUACACAUGUACUAACUGCCAGGAGGAUAUUUCGGGUAUCCGUGUGCACUGCGUCGUUUGCACGGACUUUGAGCUGUGUUUAGCGUGCUUUGCUGCCGGAGCCGAAAUCGGUCCCCAUCGUAAUGAUCACUCCUAUCAGUUCAUGGACUCUGGAAUACUGUCGAUCUUUCGCGGCAAGGGCGGAUGGUCGGCCCGCGAGGAGCUGCAUUUGCUCGAUGCUAUUGAACAAUAUGGGUUCGGCAACUGGGAGGACAUCAGCAAGCACAUCGAAACUCGCACACCGGAGGAGGCUAAGGAAGAGUAUGUAUCAAAGUUUCUAAAUGGCACCAUCGGCCGCCAUACGUGGCAGUUGGCGGUCGACCAGCGUCCUUUCCUGACGGACACUACAUCGGACGAUACGGGACCGCUGAGUCAGCUCUUGAUACAGAAGCUACCGCCGAUGGACUGCACCGCAGAAGAAGCGUCCGCUCUCGGUUACAUGCCGAAUCGUGAUGAUUUCGAACCGGAGUACGACCCGACGGCGGAGCAAUUAGUUUCGACGCUUUCGCUGCAACCGGAUGACGAAGACGUCGAUAUGCUGUUGAAACUAGCGCAAGUUGAUAUCUACACGCGGCGGCUAAGAGAACGCGCCCGAAGAAAGCGUGUGGUGCGGGAUUAUCAGCUUGUGGCCAAUUUCUUCCGUGGAAACAUGAAGAGGGCAAGACAGACACGUGACCAGCGCGAGUUUCGCGAACGUUUGCGUACAUACUCGCAGUUUUACACCUCACUAGAGUUCGAAAGACUUAUAUCGUCGCUUGAACGGGAACGUGCUUUGCGCAUUCGGCUCUCCGAGCUGAACCGGUAUCGUUGGAAUGGCAUCCAGCGGGUGGACGAGUGUGUGCAUUUCGAGCAACACGUUGCUGCGGCUCAGUAUCGUAACACGGGCCCAUACGGACACGGUCGUACCGACAACCGAAACAAAGGCGCUUGUGGAGAGACCGCCAAAGAGGUGCCCUCGGUGCCGGGCAACAGCAACAACGCAAUGGGCCAAACGGGCCAGCCGGCAACUGCGUUGGUGAGCCCAACGACGGCACCGACUGUAAGAAGAAACGAAAACGACGCCCGAAGCUCAAGUUCCAUCGGCCAAAGGCCCACGCACCUCACCGACGACCGGGUCUGCUGCGACGACUCAUACAGCAACAGAAGCUGCUCGGAUAGCUUACGAGAAUCAGCGAACCCCUGCACUCCGCAUCCGAGCGGCGCGAAACACCAGCACCGUCUGCCGAACGUAAUCGGUGCCGUCGGAAGUUUAGUGGCAGAUCCAGCGCAGCAGCCAGGGGGUCAACUGCUGACGAGUAACGAAAUACAACUGUGCAGCUCUCUCAAUAUGCCAGUCACGAAAUAUCUCAGCCUCAAAACGGUUCUUCUUAGCCGAUCUGCCCUGGAGCACAGCCUGAACUCGGUGGCGGAAAGUAUCGUGAAGAAGCAUCUGGUCAACAGUGGCUGGCUACAAACAAGUCCGCAAAACUAGCCUCAGCAUUCCGACCGCUCCCCGACGGCGUGCAUGCUGCGAACACAAUUUUGGGGGGCCUUGCGGGACAUCACGGAGUGCGAGUGAAAGCAAGCGCAAAUCGUCACUGUUACCGAAGCGUUGAUCUCAUGCAGUUCACCGAGGAAAGCACAAAUUCGAAGAUGUGAUCAUAUUUUGCAUUAUGCCAGUCGGCAUGAGAUGGCGGUUGAUAGAACAAAUGAAGAGUGUUCAGUAUCGUUCAAAUCCGGCACCUAAUUCUCUAGAAGCACUCCUUUUCUUAUCAUCGUGUGACAAUGCCAUAGCGCCGCUGUUGGAGUUGUCCACAUUCCAAUGUGCGUGAUAAAAUACUAGUAGCCAAAACGGUUCAUGAAGUUACGAUAGAUUUUACUCACUCGUGGCACGUGUAACUCUAUUGAAUGCAGCACGCAUCGACAAGCGAUGGCUCAAAAUUAUCGUGGAUAAUGUUUUUAAUAAAUUUAGACUU